Messenger RNA from Haplochromis burtoni (Burton's mouthbrooder), 834 nucleotides. RefSeq names its product thialysine N-epsilon-acetyltransferase-like. NCBI's taxonomy places the organism in Eukaryota, Metazoa, Chordata, Actinopteri, Cichliformes, Cichlidae. The record is from RefSeq and is a predicted model, not a curated record. Gene Ontology annotation, molecular function: N-acetyltransferase activity.
GCUGGCAGAAUAUGAGAAAGUGUCAGACCACGUGAAAGUCACCCAGAAAGACUUGGAGCAGGAUGGCUUUUCCAAGAACCCGUUCUUUCACGGGAUCAUCGCUGAGGUGCCAGAACAGCACAAAACCAAAGAAGGGUACACGGAAAUCGGCUAUGCACUUUAUUUCUAUGCUUACAGCUCCUGGUCAGGCAGAGCCAUUUAUAUGGAGGACCUGUAUGUGAUGCCUGAGUUCAGAGGGAAAGGUGUCGGUAAAGCACUAAUGAGCAAGGUGGCACAGCUGGCUCUGGCUGCUGGUUGCCACCAGCUCAACUUCACCGUCCUGAACUGGAACAAACCAUCGAUGGACUUUUACCUCAGCCAGGGCUGCUUUGAUGUUACUGGUACCAUGGGCUACCACUGCAUGCGCUGCGAGGGGGAGGCGCUGGAGCACCUGGCUCAACCAUCCAUCAUGACCUUGUGACCUUUGCUGCCAUGAGGUCAGCCUGCGCACUGCAGGAAUGGAGCACCACUCAGUGGCCUCUUUGCAAAACCUAACAACUUGAAGCGCCUACCUCAGCGUUACAAGGAUAACUGUCUGAAGGUCUGUGCAUAUAAGCUAAGAGUGCAGCACGCCUUUUUAAAUGAAUAUAGUUCAGAUAUGUGUUUAUUUUAUAAAUGGCAUUAAAUUGGUUUUCUAAUUUAGUUGCAGUUGUAUUUUUGCAGUUACAUGUAAUUUACAAUCAGUGGAUGUUCCAGUGUGUAACAUCAUAAAAUAAAGCUAAUUGUAUACAUUUCUCCUGAGGGUGUUUUUUGUAUUAAGUUACCAAUAAGACACAUAAUUAAGAUACUGUCUUC